Messenger RNA from Chroicocephalus ridibundus (black-headed gull), 5153 nucleotides. It is a transcript of the gene TAFA1, whose product is annotated as TAFA chemokine like family member 1. Gene Ontology annotation, biological process: neuroblast differentiation; regulation of neuroblast proliferation. The record is from RefSeq and is a predicted model, not a curated record. Gene Ontology annotation, molecular function: receptor ligand activity. The coding region runs from base 864 to 1265 and encodes 133 amino acids. NCBI's taxonomy places the organism in Eukaryota, Metazoa, Chordata, Aves, Charadriiformes, Laridae. The transcript has 5 exons.
ACCCCUCCCUGUUCACAAGCAUGUGCUGUGUGCUUGUGAAAUGGAAGAGACUCUCUUUAAGUCUCACUUGCGAAUAAGUGCAAGAACAAUGCCUGGGGAAUAAAGCUUCCGCCGGCAGAAUUAAAGCAUCUCCCAGAUUGCUCAUUGGGUGUUCAGUCCUUCGCCUCUCCAACGGCUUUGCCUUUCCACUGGCGCUCUUCCACCCUCCUCUGCCCAUUCAUACCUGCUCCUCGCAGACGAAACCAGCCGCUCUUCUGGCUCUGUGCGAAGUCUGAGUGUCGGUAUUUAAAUGCAGCUCCAGUUGCUAAGCCCCGGUGACUAGCGGAGUGCCUAGCUGGGGCUGGCAACCGAGGGCUGUGUCGCUUUAAGGCAUGUGAUACUUUCCCGAGCAGGGAUGUAUUGAAAUAGGCUACGGUACUUACAGCAUCGUAUAGCAGUGUACGUACAGCUGCCUUACUCUGCACCGCCUGCGCUGGAGUGAGGCUGCUCUGUCCUUAAGCAUAAACUGCUCCUCGUCCUUAAGUAUCCUGGAAGCUGCAAAUUAUCUCAAGAUCACUUCAAAGGUCUCAUCAGGCAGAAGGUGAUGCUAGGAGAUGAUUUAAAGGUGAAAAUGAGAAGGUUUCCACCCCUCAAACCUUGGCCACUCUUCUGACGGCAGAGUCUGAGAGCUCAGAUGUCUUCUUUACUCUGGGAACAGGAUUUGUAACGAAAGAGAUUUUUUUUUUUCUUUUAAUCCUGAUAAAGAAGAUUAUUGGGAAGCCAUUAAAAAUCCCUUAUUGUGAUACAGAUGGAUUUAAAAAAGUGUUAGAUCUUUCCAAUGAACACUAAUAGAGUGCUCUGCUCUUGGUUGGAUUACUCAGAGAAUGGCAGUGGUCUCUGCAAUGUCCUGGGUCCUGUAUUUGUGGAUAAGUGCCUGUGCAAUGCUGCUCUGUCAGGGGUCCCUCCAUCACACUUUCCAGCAGCAUCACCUGCACAGACCAGAAGGAGGAACGUGUGAAGUUAUAGCAGCACACAGAUGCUGUAAUAAGAAUCGAAUUGAGGAAAGAUCACAAACAGUAAAAUGCUCCUGUCUACCUGGGAAAGUGGCUGGGACUACGAGAAACAGACCUUCCUGUGUUGAUGCUUCAAUAGUGAUUGGGAAAUGGUGGUGUGAGAUGGAGCCCUGCCUAGAAGGAGAGGAAUGUAAGACAUUGCCUGAUAAUUCUGGAUGGAUGUGUGCAACUGGCAAUAAAAUCAAGACCACCAGAAUCCACCCGAGGACCUAACAGAACGCCAGCUGCAUGGAGACAGUGAAAGCCCUGCUGAUUUAUGAGGACAAAGUCGUGAAAGUUUAAAAUCAUCUCAGCAUUUACAAGCCAAAUGGAUUUCUUAUUUGCACUUUGACUGUUUACCAGAUAACAACAGUGGCUUCACUGUGUGAAAGAAAGUAUUCAGUGGAAAUAAUGCCCCUGAUUUUUGACAGCUGAAAAUAAAAAUGAAGAAAAUGGUUCCUUUGGUAAAGUUUCUGAGAUUGCGAAGUACAAACAACAGUAUAAAUUUGGAUCUACAAUUUACUUUAUACCAGUUGAAGUAUAUAUAUAGAAAUAUAUAUAUAUUAAUAUACGAUAUUUUGAAAUAAAAGCCUCACUCUUCAAGAAGUUGAAUAGUACCACACUUUGCUGCAGCUGCUGUAAUUUUUUUUUUCUUUUUUGUAAUGGUCUGGAAGAUCCCUACCUGUAUCAGAGAGAAAUGUGGCAGUGAAGAGGCAAAGCAAACCUGCUGCGGUACAAGGACGCCUAAGAGCUACACGAAUCCUACCAAUGUGGCAUCCAGAGCUUCCUGUUCCCUUCGGCAGAAUUUCGAGGGCAUUUGUUGUUCCACUUUGUGUUCUGGAGGCUUUUCCCCUUGUGCAAUACUAGCAUGCUGGCUUUGCUUCAUUAACCAUACUUGAUUGAUAUAUAACAAUGAUAAUUCUAUCCUCUUCCAAGAAAAUAUUUUUAGAGCUGUUAGAUAUUCCAUGAAGAAGAGAUGGACAACUACUGAGUGAAGUACAGUAUGUAUUAAAAGUUUAUUUGGCAGAGUUUGGUAGACUGUGAGCUCCCUUCUUAUUAAAGAUGUACUGUACAUACAAUGUCUUCAGACUUUGUAUAGCUCGUAGAGACUACAGUAAAAACCCAGAAACCAACUCCACAGCUUUGCGUUGUUGGCUCACUAGUUCUUUGAAACAACAACAAAGCUAUUUCUUUCCAGACCAACAUGCGAGAGGGCUUUUACAUACGGUUUGGUUUUUUAUGAGCCCAUUUGCAAUUGGUGAACAAGCAUUUCAGCUUAAGUGAACGCCUCUGUCGACAGCUCGAAUGCUGAGGCAGACCCUCACACAAGGGACUGCCUGGCCGUGUGCUCUUAUGCCACAGCACACGCGGGAGAAAAACCUAAAUUUGACUUUCCCCAUUGCAGGCCAGGCUAAUUCUCAUUGAGAAUUCUCAUUUGGCAGCAGCUAAAAGCAUACACCUGGGCAAUUCCAUGGCACAGCAAAGGCACAACAGUUUGUGGUGAGCAAACUGUGUCUGAGCCCUGCUCUCGUUUCAGGAAUAAUUUCUUUCAGUUUAAUUUUAAUCUUUUUCUUACUAAGGUGAAUUCAGCUGAGCUGAGAUGCUCUUCAGCAAGGAUGCGUCCACAGAGCCACCGAUCUACGCGCUGCGAGUGGUUUGAAUUCACACUCGUAGCUAAGCUGUUGCUGUUCACCAUGCAGCCUGGGCCUUGCGUUGCUGAAGAAAGAUCAAAUCUGAGCGCUGAAAUCUGCAAGCCUAGUUCACAUUCCCAGGCACUUUUGUGAGCAGUCCAAUUAAUUUCAGGGGGUUUAUUCGUGUGGAAAAGUAUCUUGCUGUCACGCAUAAGUCUUUGCGAUCUACCCUUUGGUACACCUAAUGCUACCAAAUCAAAGAGGAAUAGGGAAUUGUAAAACUUGUUCUAUCCAGUCGAGCUUCAUUUCUUUAAUAUUUCCAAUUUCUUUUCAGCCUGCUUACCUGUCUCUCACAGGACCCCUUUGGCCAUGCUCAUUGCUUUUAAUCCAAUGCAGAAGAAGUGCUGCACUUCCCGACUUAGAAUUAGUCAAAAUUCUCCCACUAACUUUCUUUCUCCUUCAGGGCAACCAUUCAAUCCCUGAUGCUUCAAGAGGCAGAAAUUUGUCACUGUAAUUACACUGUGUAUUAAAGCAGCUACAUGACGUGUCACGCCAUACUCCAUGCAGGCUUUCCCUGCUGGUCCUUGCCUGAUGCUCACAGUGGAAAUGGAUGUGCUGUUUCCAAGUACUUCUGUUAUUUCCCCUUCAAAAAGAUAUGAGAGUGAAAAGCGUCCAGGGAAAAAAUUUGUUUUUAUUCUGUGCACAGAAAGACUAAAUAGAAGCAUGAGCCUCACCACCAGUUGUAGGUCCUGUAGAUGGAGACCAGCGUCACUGGUGGCCCAGCUGGACAGGCCAUGUAUUUUCUGGCCACAGCCACCUGCCUAAACCACAGAAAAUACCUGGACCCUAGACUAUGUUUUAGAUACAGUCUGUCACAGCCAUGUGUCCCUAGUGCCAUCAUCUCAAUUCGGAGAGGACCACUGCCUGCCUGGUUAACUUAUAGGUAGGUGUGGUCCCAAAAUGAGAUCAUCAGACCAGCUCUAGGCUCACCUGCCACAAGUAAGGAGAAACUCCUCCAAAAUAAAUCCUAAGCAUUUCUCCAUUUUACUAGAUCAGCGCUUCAAAAACCCCAGGACCCUGUAGGGCUCGGAAGCCCUUGGUGCACUGGGAGACAGACUCUGCCACCAGGAGAUAAGUUGAUUAAAAGCCAGGGUAUAUUAUAACCUCUUUAACAGUGGGAACUGAGGCACACAAAGCUAAAUGGCCACUCAAAAUCACAUUGGAGGUCUAUGGAAAAUUGAGCAGAAAUUCAACUUUGGUUUCUUUAUUCCCAGCCUACUGAUAUUCUGUAAGAUGAUCCACACACAACAAAUUAACCUCUUUGCCAAAGCCCGAGGUAUCACCGUUGAGAGGUAUCUACCCCAUCGCAGUGCCUCUGACACGGCUCACACUGCGAGCAGACAACAAUGCUUAUGCCUGUGUCUAUGAAAUAUGCCUGUUGAGAUUGGGAAAUAUUAGACUUGCUAAAAUAUAAGGAGGAAAUGUUGUCAUUACCACAGCAAAGUUUCUUAGACAUGUUUAUGAAUUUUUCUUUGCCAGUAGGCAGCCUCAAAUAUCACCACACCAAAUUCAGCAAACAUCUGCGUCUCUUUGAAGUUGCUUCAAAAAUCUGCUCAUGAAGUGCGGCACUGAGAAGUUGCUGUUUUAAUUAAAAUGUUUUAGAGGGGAAUUAAGGCCUUUGCAAAAAAUAAUGACUAAUAAAACGUGAAGUCAAAUUAAGAGCCGGAUGCAGCUAACCUUCAUUGUUUCAGUGCACCAAAGUGAAAAUAAUAAUAAAAAAAUUCAACCAGCCUGGAGUCACAAUGAUCAUGUAUUUCAGUGAUAUGCACAAUAACACAGUGUGUAGUGGGAAGAUGUCAGAGCUGCUUACCUUGGCCAAUGGAAGCCCAGUUCAUUUCAGUGGUGGAGUGAACGGGUCCCACAUCCUCAUGAGAAAGUGUGAGUCGUGCCAUUCUCUGCACAAUGUUAAAAGGUAUUUACAUCAACAGAAGAGAAAGUUAAAGCUCCUGCUUUCUGGCAGAAGUCUAGAUAUGUCAGGGGGGAAAAGAAAAAUAUUUGUAAAUGCAUCAAAGAUAAACUUAGAUUUAUGUCAGUGUUUCUUCUUCAGAUAUGUGAAACCAAGUUAUGUAAAUCUAGAAUGUACAAGUUGGAAAAAAAUACUGAAAAAAAAAGAAAAAAUUAGCUACCAUCUGCCUAUUGAUUCAGAAAAUCUAGAUUAUGUGCUUCUGUCCAAAAAUCUCUGGUAAUAAAAAGCUCAGUGUGGUAUGACUUGAUAUUGCUUUGAAUAUGCUACAUGCUAUAGUUGAAGAAAAAAGACCCACAGAGAAAGCCCACUGCUAUGGCAAACAAUUAUGAAGUGCAUGAUGUGCACCCAAACCUGGCAUUACACAGAGAAAGGCCCAUGAAAAAUUACUGAAGGUGAUAUAAUUUGUGAUGCGUGAUGCUUUUAUCAGACCUAUUGAUCGACCAUUAACAGGGUUUGCAGAUACUU